This is a messenger RNA of Pogoniulus pusillus (Red-fronted tinkerbird), 1781 nucleotides long. RefSeq lists its product as uncharacterized. The coding region runs from base 31 to 1197 and encodes 388 amino acids. The record is from RefSeq and is a predicted model, not a curated record. The transcript has 3 exons. Lineage: Eukaryota; Metazoa; Chordata; Aves; Piciformes; Lybiidae.
GACACGGAAGUGGAGGAGGUGCACCACAAAAUGAAGUCCUACUCCGUGAACCCUCUCUUUGCAUCUGAAACCUCGCAAGGACCGAAAGGAGGCAAAACAACAACUACGAAAACAAAACCGUACACAGAAACGCAGAUGGAUGAUCUUAGGGAAACUUAUUCCCGCAUGCCUAAGGAAUCCAUAAUAGCGUAUGUGUGUCGCGUGGUACAAAGGGGCGCGGAAAGGAUUAUCUUAUCUCGUGAAGAGGUGGGAAGAACUAACUGGGGACCCGAGGUAUUUCUUGGGGAUGGUCCUGAGGGAGACCUUGCGUUGAGUGCUAGGAUCUUUCAUUGGGCUAGUGCUUAUGAGCCUUCGGAUAGGGGUGAUCCUACAGAAUUUUGGAUCAGAUCCCCUGAUGAGUUAAAUGAAGCAUUUGCUAUGGUUGCCUGUAUCCAAGCUGUGAAUCAUAAGGGAUUAUAUGCACAUGCAAUGGAUGCCCCAGUAGAGCCACCGAGGCUUAGACCCCUGAUAAAGGGUAUGCCUGGCUUCAUAAAGGCUGAAGGCAUUAGGAUAAGGAGACAAAUUGAGAAUGCAAUACAACAGAAUGAAGGGCAAGGGAAAAGUUCACAAAGUGUAGUACAUCAUCCUACAUGGAGGGAAGUGCUUACAGAACUAGCCACUCUAGGAAGAGAAAUGGGUUAUCAUGAUCCUUUAUCUGUGCCAGAAUCUGUCUUUCAGAAGGAAAAGCAGUCUGGAGGCAGGAACAGCUCUGCAUCACGACGAAAACACCAAACGGUGCGGCAUGCCUGGACAUCUGGUGACCCCAAUGAGAGUCCAAGAUCGAGCCCACGAUCAAGUCCCAGGGGGAGCCCUGAGCUUAAUCGUCGCUCUGGAUCUGGAAUUAUGUGGGUACCGAGUUCUACAGGUAGGGGUGUAAUCCCACUGCAGGAGCAGAAAUAUGCAGUGAAACCUCGUGAUGUGUUUCAGAAGAAACAGGCAGAGCGGGAUCCUGUGAAGAGUGAGCUCAGUACUAUGAGUAAGUCCAUGUCUGAUAUGAGUAAGUCCAUGUCUGACAUGAAAGGACUGCUAGAACAAGUACUGAAAGGCAAUGGUAACGAAAAGGUGAAGCAGAACCGUAAGAGAGGCUCUGCAAACACGUCUCCUACCAAGUCAGGUUCUCCUGAUCGGGAAGGAGAUAAGAGCAGAUCAAAAAACUAGGUGUGGCGGUGAAUGAUUCAGGCCACACUCAUCGCUCUGUUUCUGAAUGUCAAUGGUCUGACAAACCUGAACCCUAUAUCAUGAUUCCUACUGGACCAACUAGAACUGCUGUCAAAUACUUAAUAGAUACAGGUGCACAAAUUACAGUGCUAAAUGCACAACUAGCAAAGCAUCUGAAAAUAUUGCCAUCUCGGAGAAAGGUAAACAUAACAGGUGUUACAGGACAACCUGAAACAUGCUAUUUAGCCAAGGCACAGCUGUGGCUACCUGGGGAGAAAAGAGGUACCCUGGUAGAGUUAGCAUUGGCUUCGUGCAAACAUAAUAUCCUUGGGUUUGAUGUUCUAGCAGGCAGAAGAUGGCACCUUCCUGACGGAACAUUAUGGAGCUUUGGUGCUUAUGAGAUGAGGAAUAAGAGGCAAAGCAGUUCCUAGUCUUUCAUCCACAGUGACAGCAAUCCAAGCGGCUUCUCACACCUGGAUGGCGACUCUAGACGUGAAGGACAUGUUCUUCAUGGUGCCGUUGAGAGAAGAGGACAAACCGCAGUUUGCUUUUACCUGGCAAGCCUUUCUGGUUUUUUCCCCGGA